Messenger RNA from Lachancea sp. 'fantastica', 1611 nucleotides. NCBI's taxonomy places the organism in Eukaryota, Fungi, Ascomycota, Saccharomycetes, Saccharomycetales, Saccharomycetaceae. The record is from the annotation of a GenBank genome assembly.
AUGCCACUCGCUUCAUUUUUCUACGUUACCCCUUUGCGGGUUUUGAAGAGUCUGGCUGGUAAAGUCGAGUGGGUGCUCAAAAAUCUGGUCAGCUACUUAGUGGCCAGUGACAUUGGGACAGAUAUAAAAGAAGACACUGGAAAGGAGAAAACAGUAUAUGAGAAACAUGUUCAGAACGAAAAGGAGACUUCAAAAGGCACAAGAACGCUUUUCCCCGCGGUGAAGAUAAUUGAUGACUCGCUGGACAGUUCAACAGGGCCUGUGCCAUGUUCAAUGGACUUUUCGAGACUUCAAAAUCCACUUUCAAUGGUCAAGACGCCCGAGGGACACUUUGAAUGGCGGUUGACAGAAGGCUCGGUGGGUUUGGACGAAUCCCAACACACGUCGCUCGACGACUCCGCUUCGCCGGAGAGCAGUAUUACGCCGAAGUCAAUGGACGGUGAUAAGGGAUCUGUGGCACCCACCGAAUCGAGAAAGUUCGUAUGUCAUCUCUGUCACGCAGAGUUCCACAUGAGGGGCUACCUGACUCGUCACCUCAAGAAACAUGCCGUGGAAAAAGCGUACAGGUGUCCGUACCACAACAGCAACCUACCGAAGGAACAGCGUUGCCACAGACAUGGAGGGUUCACCAGGAGAGACACAUUCAAAACACAUCUGAGAUCGCGGCAUUUCGUUUUUCCAAAGGGUGUCAAAAGUAAGGACAGGGUCAAAAGCUUCGGUGUUUGCUUACAUUGCGAUACGUUCUUUGAAAACACUGAAGACUGGAUCAAAAAUCAUGUUGAGGCCGGUGAGUGUAAGGGACUGCCCGAGGGGUUCAAAGUCACAGAGAAAGCCGCUCGAAAGUCGGGCAAAUUGAAGAAAAUCACCACUGCUGAUGGGCAAUCGAGGUUUAUAUCUACCGACCAGACUUUGGUCAAACCAAAACUGGUCGACGAAAAGAAGGCUGCAGGUGCAGCAGGUGGUGCCAUGGACACCUCCGGUACUCCCGACACUAUGGAUUCAGUUCAACCUAUCAAGCUGACAGGUAAUGAUGAGCGCACAUCAAACAUCAAGUACGAGGAUCUCGUCGGAGACGUCGUUAUUCCUAACGGCAGAAGCAGGUACCUGGACAAAAUAAGUCCUGGAUUUUCCUCGGGUUCUAGCCCUCUCGUUGUGGGACAGCAGCCGAACGCUGCGUCCAGCUAUGCAUUCAACUUUUUCACUCCAUCGAAAUCCACGCCGUUGGACGAAGGCUACCUUUCUGUGGACCCUUCUCCUACCGAUGAUGCUGGCUUGGAAACUGUGAAGUCUUCGUCCUCGGCAUCGUCCCGCGUAUCCUUCAGCGAAACACAGGAAAAGACGUCUGGAAUGCAGGUCAAUCCGCGUGACGACAACGCUGAUGCUUACUUUCAAUUUCCGCUCGAUUUUGACCAAUGUCCGAUGAGUUUUACGAUCCCCGAGUCGAGGCAGACAGAGUUGAACUGUGCCCAUCCAGCGCCUAUCGAAACGACAUCACAGCUGUGUGAUCGUCUGUACAAACAGAUGGAGGCUUCCGCUUUGAACGAAAAAAACCUGCGAGAAAACCAGCACUAUUUGAAUUUGUACAACCACACUUUCAAUGCUCAUCUGUGA